Paralichthys olivaceus (Japanese flounder) is the source of this 956-nucleotide messenger RNA. RefSeq names its product thymocyte nuclear protein 1 (gene thyn1). NCBI's taxonomy places the organism in Eukaryota, Metazoa, Chordata, Actinopteri, Pleuronectiformes, Paralichthyidae. The record is from RefSeq and is a predicted model, not a curated record. Gene Ontology annotation, cellular component: nucleus.
GGAAAAAGAAGAGAAAAAACCCGCCUUCAUUUUAAAUAUGGACGACAUGUAAAUACGGCGGAGUCUCUCCGCUGUUGAAGAGGCUGAGAUCUUCGGGCUCUUCUGCAGUGUAUCGGUUCCGGUGACUGGUGUCUUGACUUUGUCUCCUCGUGGUUUUCGUUCCUGCAGAAAUUCACCGCCUCAGGAGCCUUUGAGAGAUGCCACCAAAGAAAAAUGCCAGAGUGGCUAAAAGACCAGCAAAGUCAGAUAAAACAGACGAAAGUGAACCAGCCUCAUCUGGUGGGAAGAGGAAGGUGGCAAAGGAGGGCUCCAAGUCACCUGGCUCUCCAGAGUUCUGCUACUGGCUGAUGAAGUCUGAGCCCGACAGCCGCUUUGAGAACGGCAUUGAUAUGAAGUUUGGGAUCGAGGAUCUGAAGGCUCUGCCUGAUCAGACCAGCUGCUGGGAUGGGGUCCGCAAUUAUCAGGCACGCAAUUUUAUGAGGCAGAUGAAAGAGGGGCAGUUGGCCUUCUUUUAUCACAGCAACUGUAAGGAACCGGGGAUUGCAGGAAUCCUGAAAAUUGUGAAGGAAGCUUAUGUGGACCACACUCAGUUUGACAGGAAAGAUGCCCAUUAUGAUGCAAGCAGCAAACCAGACAAUCCAAAGUGGAGCAUGGUGGACGUCCAGUAUCAAAGAAUGCUGAAGCGUUAUCUUCCUCUGUCUGAGCUCAAAUAUUACCACCUGCAGCAACGCGCCAAGGGAGGGCCUCUGAAGGACAUGGCGCUUUUUACAAGGGCCAGGCUCUCUGUGCAGCCGCUCACCACUGAGGAGUUUGACUUUGUCCUGAGUUUGGAGGACAAGGAGCCACUGUGAAGCUGGAGCCUGGUUAACCAUCAGUCCAGUGUUUAUACAAAGAGUAAUCAAUGUAAAAUAAUUCUAUUUGUGUUUUUGUAUAUUAAAUGUGUUUUUUUUGUCAGA